Aspergillus melleus is the source of this 768-nucleotide messenger RNA. RefSeq names its product HNH endonuclease signature motif containing protein. The record is from RefSeq and is a predicted model, not a curated record. The transcript has a single exon. Lineage: Eukaryota; Fungi; Ascomycota; Eurotiomycetes; Eurotiales; Aspergillaceae. The coding region runs from base 1 to 768 and encodes 255 amino acids.
AUGAUGAGCCGAUAUUGCAGGCUUUCACGCUCCGGCUGUGAUCCGGUAGACAAUCCUCGCAAUGUUCUUCUUUUGCGCUCAGAUAUACACUCGUCGUUUGAUGUCAAGCGAUUCGCAUUUAUACCUAAACCCGCGCGUGCGCCCGUCAACAACUCAGAACUCCCCCCAGACCUGUCCACGAACUAUGUGGUCCACUUGUUCAACUCUCCAGAGCCUUAUGAGCUUGCCGCUCUUUACCAUAACGUGAGCCUCCAGCCCAUAUCUGGUAUUGCUCCUGAAUAUCUCUUUGCGCGUUUCGCGUGGACCCUCUUCCAAUAUAUCCCCACGUUCCUUCAAGCAGGGGUACCCCGUCGGCUUGCAGUUGCCCUUGAAGAAUCACUCGAGGCUGGAAGCAACAUAACAUCGACUGCGAAGACUUGGAGUGCGGAGCAGUGCUGCUUAAUGCCUCUUCGUGCGAAGUCUCGAAGCUCUAGCCCGAGGAAACGCAAACCUGACGACCAGUACGGUGAGGAUGACGACGCAAUACUAGGAGCAAGGAUUAAGCGGCAUCGUAAUGAAGCAUCCAUACCAUCACUUGGAUCCUCACUUGAAUCAGAUAUCACGACUGAUGGGCCGUGGAACUCAGUAUCACCGGCGGAUUGGAGUCUGGGUACUGAUAUAUUUGAUGAGGAAGACUCGCGGGGUCGACCUUAUGAUCAAGCUAGGAAUCCAAAUGCACUACUUGGUUGCCACUCGGUAACAAAUUUCGGUGGUCCUCAGAGCCCAUAG